Aspergillus campestris IBT 28561 is the source of this 3460-nucleotide messenger RNA. Its product is annotated as putative ubiquitination network signaling protein. The transcript has a single exon. The coding region runs from base 395 to 3460 and encodes 1021 amino acids. Lineage: Eukaryota; Fungi; Ascomycota; Eurotiomycetes; Eurotiales; Aspergillaceae. The record is from RefSeq and is a predicted model, not a curated record.
UUUUGCUUCAACCCAUUCGCCCUUCUCAUAGUGGCCCUUUUUCACUUCUUCUCUCUCUCUUUUUUUUCCUUUCCUUUCACGCCACUCCCUCUUUCUUCUCCGCUAUCCAUCCAUUCGUAUAUUUCCUUUUCCUCCAGUCUUGUCGUUCCUUUUCCCGCCCUCGUCUCUCCCCUCUCUUUCUCUUCCGUUUCUUAUUCCCACUUCCAACACUCUCCCUUCGACACUCCCCCCCACCAAUUUCAACCCUCCUCGUUUGCCGUCUCUCGACUCUUUUUCUUCGCUAUCUUCGCCCGAUUCUUCCGCACUGUUUCGCCUUUAUUCAUCGCCUGGUCCAAGUCCUUGGCUGUCACCCGCCAAGCUGACUCGGACCCGGGUGUAAAGGCUCCCCUUGCCCAUGCCACGACCAUCGGCUACGGCUAGGAAGAAUCAGAGCAAUCGCCAGGAGAAUGGCCCCCUCGGUCCCGGCAAGAAAGUGAACAAGCAGAAAUCCAACGGUACCUUGAAUGGCCACGCCAGCGCCGGCUCGACUCCGAACUCCGGCCCCUCCGCCGCCCAAGCCGCCUGGCACUCCUCUCGCUCGAAUAGCGACACCGCGGUCUCCUCCACAAUAGCCACGGCCUCCCGAGUGAACAACUCGACCGACAACGCCAAGGCCGACGGACACGGGGCACGCGGGUUUCUGAAUGGAUACGCCAAAGGGAAUUCGGACAUGUCGUAUGGACAGGCCAACGGGGCCGUGCCGCAGAAUGGUGGCGUGGCCGCCUCGGCGUCGCGUCGGACGGACAAGGCCGCCGCCGCUUCCAAGAGGUCGUCGGGCUCCAUCAACCCUCUCCAGCUCGCCUCUACCAUCCUCAAGUCCUGCCCCAUGUACGACACCAUCGCGAUCCUGAUCUUCCUACUGCAACUGCCUCCUAUGGUCCUCACCCUGGUCCAGUUCCUCUUCGCUUCCCUGACCUUCAUGCCUCCGAGCGGUGCCUCCGCCGGCUCCCUGUCCUCCAACUUCGACAUCUUCCAGGGUCCCGCCGGCACCCCGUCCCUCGGCACCAUGAUCGCCAUGGACGGCUUCUGUCUGCUCUUCUGGGGUCUCUUCAUGUGGACGUGGGCGCAGAAUUUCGCCCUCGACCUCGCCCACGUCCAGGUGGCCAUCACCCUGGGCGGCGGCGGGUCGGGCAAGAACGGAGGCGUCAACACACUCUGCGUCGGGAUCGUGCUGGUCUUGCAUCUGAUUCGGAGCAAAGGGAUACAGGAUUUUAUCAUGGGUCAUCUGCUGUCCGCCAAGAUCGUUAGCCCGGACCUCCUGUCGCAAUACUCUCACCUCUUCCCGGCCGAAUUUCGACGGUCCGACUCGCAAUCUUCGCCAAGCUGGAUCCGGAGUCUCCUAGCGGUCCACAUCCUCGCCCAAGCGGGUACCGCUAUGGCGAGACGCUCCAUGGCCAAGAAUCGCGCCCCGGCGCCCGCGCGUCUCGGCAAACGGGUCGACACCGAAGCCUCCGCCGGCUCGCAGACCCAGAUCGAUUCCGCCUUCGAGUCCGGCGCCAGCGUCUCCUCGUACAUCGGCGCGGAUGGACAGUUGGUCACCCCGGUCACACACAAGGACGGUCGCGAUCGGUUGCUCUCGGCCAAGAAACGUCGCCGGCAGGCCAACCAGGUCCGGAGCCGCCAACCGUUCUGGGCGGCCCUGGCGAGUACCAAGGUGACGGUGAUGCGGGAAUAUGAACACUCGCGGGCGCUGUCCAAGACGAGUCGCGGGCUCCAGAUGACCGAGGAGGACCUCCAGGGGGUUUCAUUGGAUGACGGGUUGGUGUGGAUCACCGAGGUGGAUAGUUCGACAAUCAAAUUCGCCGCGGGCGACUUUGCCUCCCCCGACGACCCCCUGGUCUCCGGCGCCUGCGAAGCUGGGCGGUUGGGAUCGGACGACGCGGAGCCGUUCUACGUCUGCGUCAACGGGGCGCUGUGGGCGACCGCGACAAUUAGCAAGGUAUCCGACGCGGCCAAGGGGGCGAGCGCCGUGCAUUGGCGGGGCGAGGUCUCUGGUCUCGCUCCGAACUGCGCCUACACGUGCGCCUUCCUCCGCAGCGAUACGGAUGAGGAGAUCUGCGUCAUGAGCGUCAAGACCCCCGCCGCCGACGACGCCGCAGAACAAGGUGAGCAGCCAGCGGCGUUCAAGUUCUGCCGCCGUCCUUUGGAGUGGUUUUCUGACCGUUUCCCAGCCGUGUCCUUGGCCGCCACCCCGCCCCCGCCGUCCUAUCGCCCGUCGUCGCCGACCACCACGCUGAAGAACUCCAUCGCCAACGCGGAAGCCAAGCUGAACGAGAAACGCUCCCGGUUACGGAAGAUCAAAAACGACCACAAACUAGCCGUCUCCAAGCUACGCAAGGAGCUCGACAACUACAACCACCGGCUCCAGAGCGGAACGGAUGAGAAUCGGCAGAAGCAGCGGUCGCUCCAGCUCGAACGGAAUAUCCGGCAGACUGAGGAGGCGACCGCGGCCCUGGGCGCCCAGCUGGACACCAUGGUGAACGUCCCCGAGGAGGAGAUCGAGGAAUGGCGGGCGCAGAAGGCCCAGUACGAACGGGACCUAGAGAUUCUCACCACCGCCAAGGAGGAGCUGAGCGCCGCGCGGACCGCGGUGGCCCGCGAAGUGUCGUCCCUCGAGUCCGAUCUGACCUCGACGGUCCAGCGCCGGGAGCGUCUGCAGGGCCGGCGCACCCGCGUCCACGAGCAGUACGAGCGCAUCGUCUCGGCCAACGCGCAGGGCCUCAACGAGCGGGAGCGCCGCGCAGCGGAGCAGUUCGCCCGGGAGCAGGACCAGGCCAAGCUAGAGAUCAAUUUCAACGAACAAUUCGCCAGCAUCGGCCAGUCCAUCCACGAGUACCAGCUGCGGACCAACCAGCUCUGGCAGCAGUCCGCCGCCCUGGAGCAGAGCAUCCAGCAGCAGCAGCAGCAGAUGCUCCUCGACGCCGCGCCGCUCACCCCGGAAGGCACCCUGCCAGGCACCCACCACCUGGACCUGUCCGGAAUCACGCUGGGCGGGUUGACCUCCACCGCCCCCGGCAGCCGAUCGCUCCUGAGCGGCCUCAGCUUCCCGCCCAUGAAAUCGAGUCCACUGCAGCACUCCGCCUCGCCCGCGGGCGUCUCGUCGCACCCGACCUCCCCGCUCGCCCACGCGCCAUCGCCCUUUGAAUCGGACUUUGUGCCCCGCGACCGGUCCUUCUCCAACCGCUCGGGACGGAGCAGUCUCUACGGAUCCGACUUUGUGGACAUCCACCGCCGCGCCGGUCCCUUCGCUCCAGACCCGUCCGACUCCCUCAUCGAGAAGCAUCCCCCUAUCGACCCGAUCGGCAUGCGCUCGGUCGCCAGCCCCUUCCACCGGGCGGGCAGUCGCGGCAGCGGGAGCGGGAGCGGCGGAACUGGCAGCGGCAGCGGCAGUCCCAGCUCUGCUGCGGGCCGGAGCCAUUGA